This is a messenger RNA of Suhomyces tanzawaensis NRRL Y-17324, 438 nucleotides long. RefSeq lists its product as uncharacterized. The record is from RefSeq and is a predicted model, not a curated record. Lineage: Eukaryota; Fungi; Ascomycota; Pichiomycetes; Serinales; Debaryomycetaceae. The transcript has a single exon. Bases 38 to 427 code for a protein of 129 amino acids.
ACAAAUCCUUUGAGGCAUCACCAUCCACUCAGGCAAGAUGGACCAACCAAUCGAUUUGAACGAGUUUGUCAGGGCGUUGGAGGACCUCUCCCAAGAGAGUAUCAACAAUGCGAAGGACGAACUCUUUCUUUCCAUCAGCAAACUUGUGGAUACCAACACUGAGUUGGAGGCGGAAAUUGCCAACUCCGACAACCACCAGGAUAAAAAGUUGUACAGAGAGGUCAUCGAAGAAAACCAGACCGUGAUCUACAGCAAAACCUCCCGUUACGAGGCGUCUUUGAAUGCAUUGAGGCAUAAGCUGAUUGAUGACCAGAAGUACCACCAAGAGCUCGGAAAGUUGUACGACUUGAUCAAGAAGCCUGAGGCUCAAGAUGAGAACCAACACGGUUCUCAAGUAGAGACAAAGGACAACAGUAUCUACCUAUAAAUGGGUCAUGA